AUGGUGAAGAUGCCGAAAACCAUUAGGACAUAUUGUCCUAAGCUGAAGACCCACACAGUCCACAAAGUCACCCAAUACAAGAAAGGGAAAGAAUCCAGCUUAGCUCAAGGCAGAAGAAGAUACGAUGCCAAGCAAAAAGGUUACGGUGGUCAGACCAAGCCUAUUUUCAGAAAGAAAGCCAAAACUACAAAGAAAGUCGUUCUCAGACUUGAGUGCACCAAAUCAAAAGUCAGAAGGCUAAAAGUUAUCAAGAGAUGCAAGACUUUCAUAAUCGAGGAAAAGAAAAAGAAAUAA
This is a messenger RNA of Blepharisma stoltei, 294 nucleotides long. The record is from the annotation of a GenBank genome assembly. Lineage: Eukaryota; Ciliophora; Heterotrichea; Heterotrichida; Blepharismidae.